GUCAAGUCUCGGCGCGCGUGGAAGCGCUUUUUGCAAUUAUUUUUUAUUUAUUUACAAAAAAACAUAGUAAACAUGUCAGAUUCCGAUAUGACUUUAAGUGAUGAUGUUGACGUUGGUAUAAUAUUAAUGACACUGCGAAAACCCACGGAGAUAAAGAAAGUUAUCGAUACCAUUCCGAAGCCGGAUAGGGCUGUUCCGAAAAAUGGCCUUCCACUUUGGUAUAAGCUUGGUUUGGAAAGCAAGUUGCCAGUACCCAAAAUGCCCAAGGGCAAAAUUGUGUUUUCACGUGGGAGAAUCGGUGAAGACGUACGAAGACUUGGUCUGGGUAGAGACGAGCCAAAUCCGUCCUUUGAUCUAACAGAUCCAUAUUGCUACAAUGUCUCCUAUGACUACGUUCCCAUGCACGACCCACACUUGGCCAGUCACUUUGCGCAGAAGCCGGCGAGGACCAGAAUGAAGAUCCUCGGGUAUUGCACUAAGGAUAAUAGGGCCGUCUGCUCUCUAAAAGAGUUUAAUCAGUACAGAAAAUAUCUAUACAACCAGUUUAUGGACAGAAUCCACACGGCUAUCAAGAGAGUGGACGAGCGUGCCCGAGACGACUUAACCCUGAAACGAGUGGACAAUGACGUGGCAAGAAGACUUAUGAUAUUCACGAAGGCUGAGAGAGCCAGGGAACAUUUGGAAAGGAUUGCACAAGAGCAUGCCGACGAAUGGGAGGAGAAGAAAAGAUUAGCGAAAGAGCAAGAGAAGAAGAUACAAGCUCGUAUGAAAUAUCUCGCGGAGUUCAAUGAAGAACAGCGGAAGGAGCGAGCAGCUCGUGCGCGCGAGAAACAGAAUAGAAUUAAACAGAGGGUGCAGGCGGCGGCGGAGAUAGAGCUGCGACGAAAGAUAACUAUGGUGAGACUGUGGCGAGCGAAUGAGAAGAAACGAUUGAACCGGCUCAGGCAAGAGAGAGAAGCGAAACAGAAGAGACUGGAAGACGAGGCCAACCAAAAGUGGAAGGCUCGCGUGGACGCUCAGAAUCAAAAGAUACAACAGGAGGCUCUUUUGUUGAAACUCUAUUCUGACGACAUGCACGCAGCCGCCGCGAGAAGAAUCAGGAAAGCAGAAGUGUACGCGUACAAUACAGAUUUGGAGUUACAGCGACUUCGGCUCGCUAACUUGAAGUUGAUGCACGGCGGAACUGCUAAAGCUAAUCAACUGGUCAGGAAAAUGGGGACAGAGUUUGAAAAGUCGAAACGUGGUGCGAAAGGAAUGAGUCUUGAGCUGGCGCAUCGGCUGGCUGCGGAGAAAAUGACGGUAGCGAUAUCAACCCGAGGAGACAGGCUGAUGACGUUGGGCCAAGCACGGGCCCUGAUGGAUAUCGAGACGGUGCUGCCCAGUCCUCCGAUAAAGAUAAUCGAAGAGCUGGUGGAGGGUGCAAUACGCGAGUUUGCUCGACGUCGCUCGAACCUCUUGAUGCUGGAUAUUGAGGGGAUGGUGAGAGCGAGGGCUGCGGAUGUCUUCUUCCAAAACUUCCGCCAUCAAACGAAGAAAAGAGGUCCAAGAGAGUCGCGGUGGGGCCGCCAUGUUAUAACGGAGCUGGCUCAGAAGUUCGUGAAGGGGGGCGCGGGGGGCGCAGGAUACGGACGGGGGGCAGGGGGGGCCGCAGGGGGCGGUAUUGCGUUCGGCGGGAUUGAGGAACAUGAGAACGAAAUACCUGCCGAGGGCGACUACAAGAGCAUCAAAGAUCGACCACCUACUCCCGUGCCUUCCAAACUUGAACUGGCUGAAGUGACAUUCACGGAUCGUUUGGACGAUCUACCGGACCCUGUGGCUAUUGGCUCGGAUUUGCCGGAAAGGGCAAAGCUCCUUGAAAUGAUAAACGCUGCAGCUAAGUUGCUGUCGCGCACUGUCACAGAAGGUGUUUCCAAGGGAAUGGACAUUAUUACUGGAAAAGUUACGUUACCGUCAAUGAGACAACCGAUGGAAUGGGGUGAGGCUGUGGAAGGCCUCGCGAGCGCAGUGGUGGACAACAAGAUCAACAGCGACUGUGGUGACGUAAGACGAACCAGUCUGUACCUGUCACAUCGCGUCCUGCGCUCCCUGGCCGCGGAGAUGAAGCAAGUCAAGAAGUCCUUGAAACAAAGAAACUCGUCAGCAUCGGAAGAGGACAAAAAAGAUUUCUACGACACACAAAAAGUUGCUGAAACGUAAAGUUAAAAUUGGCGAUUUAUUGUCUAAGUUUGUUAUAGUGUUUACAUUUGCUAAAUUCAAUUUGAAUCAUGGA
Leptidea sinapis is the source of this 2269-nucleotide messenger RNA. RefSeq lists its product as uncharacterized. Lineage: Eukaryota; Metazoa; Arthropoda; Insecta; Lepidoptera; Pieridae. The record is from RefSeq and is a predicted model, not a curated record. The coding region runs from base 73 to 2196 and encodes 707 amino acids. The transcript has 13 exons.